This is a messenger RNA of Pogonomyrmex barbatus (red harvester ant), 4481 nucleotides long. RefSeq names its product Cytoplasmic FMR1-interacting protein Sra-1 (gene Sra-1). Gene Ontology annotation, molecular function: small GTPase binding. Gene Ontology annotation, biological process: regulation of actin filament polymerization. The record is from RefSeq and is a predicted model, not a curated record. NCBI's taxonomy places the organism in Eukaryota, Metazoa, Arthropoda, Insecta, Hymenoptera, Formicidae.
AUGACCACCGACAAAGUCACUCUGGGCGACGCUCUGUCGAACGUCGACGUGUUGGACGAAUUUACACUGCCGGACGAACAGCCUUGUAUAGAAGCCCAGCCAUGCUCGGUUGUGUACCAGGCGAACUUUGAUACCAAUUUUGAGGAUAGAAACGGCUUUGUGACUGGUAUCGCUAAGUACAUAGAGGAAGCGACGGUGCACGCGAGUUUGAAUGAGCUACUAGAAGAAGGUUUGGAACAUGCAGUUAUGUUAUAUACAUGGAGAUGCUGCUCACGAGCAAUUCCACAACCAAAAUCUAAUGAGCAGCCAAAUAGAGUGGAAAUUUAUGAAAAGACAGUAGAGGUAUUGGCUCCUGAAGUGAACAAAUUGUUAAAUUUCAUGUAUUUCCAAAGAAAAGCAAUUGAGCGAUUUUCUGGAGAAGUUAAACGAUUAUGUCAUCAUGAAAAAAGAAAGGAUUUUGUUUCUGAGGCAUACUUACUGACUCUAGGAAAAUUUAUCAAUAUGUUUGCUGUACUAGAUGAAUUGAAAAAUAUGAAAUCUAGUGUAAAGAAUGAUUAUUCCACAUAUAGAAGAGCUGCGCAAUUUUUGAAAGUGAUGUCAGACUCUCAGACACUACAAGAAUCCCAGAAUUUGUCAAUGUUUUUGGCAACGCAAAAUAAGAUCCGUGAUACGGUUAAAGAGAAUCUCGAAAAGAUCGCAGGAUAUGAAGAAUUACUUGCAGAUGUUGUCAAUAUCUGUGUUCACAUGUUCGAAGCCAAGAUGUAUCUCACACCCAAUGAAAAGCACAUGCUGGUAAAAGUGAUGGGCUUCGGUUUAUUCCUGAUGGAUAGCGAAUUAUGUAACAUCAAUAAACUCGAUCAAAAGAAAAAGUUGAAAUUGGAUAGAAUUGAUAGAAUUUUUAAGAACCUGGAAGUGGUACCACUAUUCGGAGAUAUGCAGAUCGCACCGUUCAAUUAUAUCAAACGUUCGAAACAUUUUGAUGCAUCGAAAUGGCCAUUGUCUUCAUCAAAUAACAUAAGUCCGCAAGCCGAUCUCAUGGUACAUCUCCCUCAGAUCAGAGAGGAUCACGUAAAAUACAUUAGCGAAUUGGCAAGAUAUAGUAAUGAAGUCACCACAACAUACAAAGAAUGCCGAAGUGAUACGGAAAAUCACGACACCGCAGAAUUGGCGUUACGCGGAUUACAAUUACUUUCUCAAUGGACCAGCGUUGUAACAGAGUUGUACAGUUGGAAGUUACUACAUCCCACUGACCAUCACAUGAACAAAGAAUGUCCACAAGAGGCUGAAGAAUAUGAAAGAGCUACACGUUAUAAUUAUUCUGACGAAGAGAAGUUUGCCCUUAUAGAAGUCAUCGCGAUGAUUAAAGGAUUGCAGGUAUUGAUGGCACGUAUGGAGACUGUUUUCAUCGAUGCGAUACGUAGAAAUAUAUAUGCCGAGUUACAAGACUUUGUGCAACUUGUAUUGCGCGAACCUUUAAGGAAAGCCAUCAAAAAUAAGAAGGAUUUGAUCCGAAGUAUAAUUGUUUCCGUUAGAGAAACUUGUGCAGAUUGGAAUUUUGGAAAGGAACCGGUCGGAGAUCCUGCCUUAAAGGGCAAAAAGGAUCCAGAUAAUGGAUUCGGCAUUAAAGUUCCACGGAGAAACGUUGGCCCGUCUUCCACGCAAUUAUAUAUGGUACGAACUAUGUUGGAAUCAUUAAUUGCUGACAAAAGCGGCGGGAAACGCACUCUGAGAAAAGAUAUUGAUGGCCAGUAUCUCGUUCAGAUCGAUCAAUUUCAUAAAACUAGCUAUUAUUGGAGUUAUCUUCUAAAUUUCAGUGAAUCUCUACAACUUUGUUGUGACUUGUCGCAACUUUGGUAUAGAGAAUUUUAUCUGGAAAUGACCAUGGGUAGGAAGAUACAGAAAUGCCAAGUACGUCACCAGCAUAACGAGGAGUGCAGCGAUCUAAUCACCAUGGAAAAACGCAUUCAGUUUCCCAUUGAAAUGUCUAUGCCAUGGAUAUUAACUGAUCAUAUAUUGAGAAGCAAGGAACCAUCCAUGAUGGAAUAUGUUUUAUAUCCUCUGGAUUUAUAUAACGAUAGUGCAUUAUAUGCACUGACAAUAUUCCGUAAACAAUUUCUAUACGACGAAGUAGAAGCUGAGGUGAAUCUAUGCUUUGAUCAAUUUGUUUACAAACUUAGCGAACAGAUUUUUGCGCACUACAAACAACUGGCGGCUAGUAUCUUGUUGGACAAACGAUUUAGAGUAGAAUGCGUAGCUCUUGGGGCAUAUUUGCUUCCAUAUCCCCGUGCCAAUAGAUACGAAACAUUAUUAAAACAGAGGCACGUUCAAUUAUUGGGAAGAAGUAUUGACUUGAAUAAACUUAUAACACAACGUAUUAAUGCAGAUAUGCAAAAAUCCUUGGAUUUGGCCAUUAGCAAAUUCGAAUCUGGCGAUAUAACCGGAGUCGUGGAGUUGGAUGGAUUGUUGCAAGUCAAUCGCCUUACUCAUAAACUUUUAAGCAAGUGGCUGGCAUUAGAUGAGUAUGAUGCCAUGUUCAGAGAAGCAAAUCAUAAUGUUCUAGCUCCAUACGGAAGGAUCACUCUUCAUGUAUUCUGGGAAUUAAAUUAUGACUUUUUGCCAAAUUACUGUUACAACGCUGCCACAAACAGAUUUGUUAAAUGUCGCGGCCUACAAUUUGUACAACCCGUACAUAGAGAUAAACCACCACAAAUGUCGCAUCAUUAUCUCUGGGGUAGUAAGCAAUUAAAUCUGGCUUAUAGCACUCAAUAUGGGCAAUACUCGGGAUUCGUCGGUUCACAUCAUUUUCGUACUAUAUGUAAAUUACUCGGAUAUCAAGGAAUAGCUGUCGUUAUGGAAGAACUUUUGAAAAUCGUUAAGACUUUGAUCCAAGGAAGCCUACAUCAGUUCACAAAAACUUUAAUGGAAGCUAUGCCUAAAGUUUGCAAGCUUCCACGAUACGAUUAUGGAUCCCCUGGAGUUUUAGGCUAUUAUCAUGCUCAGUUGAACGAUAUUGUGCAAUAUCCAGAUGCUAAGACCGAGCUGUUUCAUAAUUUUCGGGAAUUCGGCAAUACGAUUUUAUUCUGCCUUUUAAUGGAACAGGCACUAUCGCAAGAAGAAGUGUGCGAUUUGCUGCAUGCAGCGCCGUUCCAAAACAUCUUGCCUAGACCUUAUUGCAAAGAGGGUGAGAAACCCGAAACCAAGCAGAAGCGAUUGGAGGCGAAGUAUGCAGCUUUACAAAUUGUUCCAAACGUAGAUAAGUUAGGUACCGCUAAACAAGCGAUGAUUGCCAGAGAAGGGGAUUUGUUGACGCGCGAACGACUGUGUUGCGGUUUGUCGAUAUUCGAAGUUGUGCUCAGUAGAUUACGAAGCUUCUUAGAUGAUCCUAUCUGGGUCGGACCACCGCCAGCGAAUGGCGUAAUGAACGUAGAUGAAUGCACGGAAUUUCAUAGACUUUGGAGUGCGCUUCAAUUUGUAUAUUGUAUCCCCGUUGGCGAUACUGAAUUUACUGUUGAAGAAUUGUUUGGUGAAGGUUUACACUGGGCUGGAUGUGCUAUGAUUGUCCUUUUGGGUCAACAACGUAGAUUUGAGGCGCUUGAUUUCUGCUAUCAUAUACUUCGAGUGCAACGUGUAGACGGCAAGGAUGAGAAUGUUAAAGGAAUACAUUUGAAGAGAAUGGUGGAUCGAAUAAGGCGAUUUCAGGUAUUAAACUCACAAAUAUUUGCCGUGUUGAAUAAAUACCUGAAAAGCGGAGAUAGCGACGCAGCAAGCGUAGAACACGUGCGUUGCUUUCAACCUCCAAUACACCCCUCACUAGCGCAUGCACAACAGCAUUAUCACGCACCUGAAUAUUUACGUCAAAUAAAUCAUCAAUAAUUGCGAUGACUAUGAAAUAAUAUUAUCUUGCAUUUUAAAUGCAUUAUAAUGCAUUACAGUGCAUUUGAAUGAGGCUCAGAAACCGAGAUAAUUCUUUGCAAAGGAAUAUCUCUAGCUAAAAUUUUCAUACUUCAUACCACUUGUGUUAAAAUAUUCUUUAUACUAUCAUAAUUCAAUUGGUAUAAAUGUUUACCAAAAUAUCAAAAUACAUUUUUUACGAUUGAAGUAAGAUUUAUAUAUAUGGAAUUACAUAUAUAUAUAUAGAAAGCAAGAAAUUGCAAACGGCGGAAUUUGAAUUGGACUCGUCUCCUAAAUCACGUCAUGACUUUAAUUGAUGUAUUCAAUCAAUAACGUACAACGUAUAUGUCUAGAUAGAUAGAUUUAUAUAUCACUCUAUAAUAAUUUAAAUAAGACGUAUAACGCGCGAUACCCAAGAUAUAAAUAGUGAUCUACCAAUGUAGUAGAAUAUAAACUUAUAUUUUGUAAGAUAUUUCAAGUUUAAUCAAAACAAAGUAUUACGUAUGAAUAUAUUAUAUUCAUAUCACACCUGAAUUUAUAUGUAGCGCUCAUAUAUUGAUAAUUAUAUAUAAAAUGCACAUUUUAUAACA